AUGUCCGUUCAGGUUCCAUAUCAACACAGUUCAGGGUACAUUUCUCAUUUUCAUAAUAACGAACUCGAUCCAGAUGGCGGGAGAGAUUACAACGUUACGAUCAAGUACCUGGAUGACAAAGAUGAAAAGGAGGAAGGUCACGUAACGAAUAGUAUUCAUAAUGCAAGUCUACAUAUUCCAAUUCUUUUGUGUUUGAUAAUCGCACUUGGUGGCUUUAUCUUUGGAUGGGACAUUGGAACCAUUGGUGGAAUGACAAACAUGAUUAGCUUCCAACAGAAAUUUGGUACAACCGAUAUUAUUGAUGAUGGAGAAACCGUUUUCAUUUCUACUAAGCAAUUGAAUGAUUUACAAAUAGGUUUGAUCAUCAGUAUUUUCAAUAUCAGUUGCGGGGUGGGGGCUUUAACUCUAUCAAAAAUGGGUGACUGGACCGGUAGAAAGGCUGGAAUUUGGUUUGCCUUGGUCGUGUACUGUAUUGGUAUAACGGUUCAGAUCUUUUCCUGUGGUAGAUGGUAUUUUUUAACUUUAGGAAGAGCAGUAACUGGUAUUGGAGUGGGAAUAACCACCGUGUUAGUACCAAUGUUUCUUUCCGAAAACUCUCCACUAAAGAUUAGAGGUUCCAUGGUCUCGAUGUACCAGUUGGUUGUGACAUUUGGUAUCCUUAUGGGAAAUGUUUUGAACUUCAUAUGCGUGAGAUGCUAUAGAGAUCCGUUUCAGAACAUAUCCUGGCAAUUACCGUUAUUUUUGAGCUACAUUUGGGCCAUCAUAAUUGGAAUGUCGCUUGUUUACGUUCCUGAAUCGGCCCAGUACUUGGCCAAGAUUAAAAAUGAUGUGCCGGCUGCUAAAAGCUCCUUUGCUAAGAUGAACGGUGUUUCUGAAACAGAUAGUAUUGUGACUGAGUUUAUUGAUGAUUUGAUGGAAAAUAAUUAUGCCCAAGAGGAAUCUAAUGAAGAAGAGAAGAAGAAGAGAAGUCUCGUGAAGAAGCAAAGUUUCGAGUUUGUCUUGGGAAAACCAAAGUUAUGGUUGAGAUUAAUUAUCGGCAUGAUGAUAAUGGCCUUUCAACAAUUAUCUGGAAUAAAUUAUUUUUUCUAUUAUGGAACAUCUGUUUUUAAAGGCGUUGGAAUCAAAGAUCCCUAUAUCACCUCAAUGAUUCUUUCCAGUGUCAACUUUCUCUCCACAAUAUUGGGAAUGUAUUACGUAGAGAAAUGGGGACGCAAGACCUGUCUGUUGUAUGGUUCAACAAAUUUAUUAUUCUAUAUGAUGACUUAUGCGACAGUCGGGACAUUUGGAAGAGAAACCGAUUUUUCAAAUAUUGUUCUAAUAAUUGUGACCUGUUGCUUUAUUUUUUGGUUUGCAAUUACAUUAGGCCCAGUUACAUUUGUGCUGGUUUCUGAACUAUUUCCCUUGAGGACCAGAGCACUUUCAAUGGCGAUUUGCACAUUUGUCAAUUGGAUGUUCAAUUUCUUGAUUUCAUUUUUAACUCCAAUGAUUGUGUCCAAGAUUGAUUUCAAAUUAGGCUAUAUAUUUGCCACUUGUCUGUUAGCGUUAAUUAUAUUCAGUUGGAUACUGGUACCGGAAACGAGGAAUAAGAACGAACAGGAGGUGAAUAAAAUAUUUGAGUCAGAUUAG
This is a messenger RNA of Saccharomyces eubayanus, 1626 nucleotides long. It is a transcript of the gene HXT14, whose product is annotated as Hxt14p. The record is from RefSeq and is a predicted model, not a curated record. Gene Ontology annotation, cellular component: plasma membrane. Gene Ontology annotation, molecular function: carbohydrate:proton symporter activity. Bases 1 to 1626 code for a protein of 541 amino acids. Gene Ontology annotation, biological process: transmembrane transport; carbohydrate transport. The transcript has a single exon. NCBI's taxonomy places the organism in Eukaryota, Fungi, Ascomycota, Saccharomycetes, Saccharomycetales, Saccharomycetaceae.